This is a messenger RNA of Hibiscus syriacus, 2759 nucleotides long. RefSeq lists its product as uncharacterized. The transcript has 7 exons. NCBI's taxonomy places the organism in Eukaryota, Viridiplantae, Streptophyta, Magnoliopsida, Malvales, Malvaceae. Bases 200 to 2701 code for a protein of 833 amino acids. The record is from RefSeq and is a predicted model, not a curated record.
AGUUGGAACUCUGUUCUUUUCCGAAUUUAGGGCAUAGGGCAUAGUUUUAUAAAAUAAAUAAAAUUUGAAAGCCGAAUUAGGUUGUGGUCUUCUAAUUUUUGGUACAUAUAUUUACGUAGUUGUGAUCUUGGGUAAUUUCGAAGGCAAAUGGAGGAAAUGAGUUGUUUGUUUUAGGGAAAAGGGUUAGGUGUAGGGGGAAAUGACAGAUUUUCAAGCUUUACAACAAAAACCGGAAUCCUCUAAUGAUGUCAGAGAUGAAUUGGAAAGGGGUUUGGAGGAAUUGAUGAGAGGGCAUUUAGAUGAUUGUAUGUCAUUUGCAUCCUGCAGUUCUAAUAGAAAUCCUGAUGAUGAAGAUGAUGAGCGUGAUCAGCUUGUUAGGAGGUCUGAUCUUGAAGGUGAUCAUUUAGCCGAGUCAUCCGCUGCUAGAAGGCUGGAUUCUCGGAUUUUGAGUAGAUGGGCUGCCAGGCAAGCUCAGGAAAUGAUUACGACGAUGGAGAGAAGGAACAGGGAGUCUGAAUUGAUGGCUUUAGCAGGUUUACAUACUGUUUCGAUGCUAGACUCUUCGUUCUUGAGAGAGUCGCAGCCACCUUCUUCUAGGAGACAAGGGGGGAAUGUUGAGAGGCCUAGUACUCGAGCUUCUUCGAUUUUGCAAAUGUGGAGGGAGUUGGAGGAUGAGCAUUCGUUGAAUAGGGCACGAGAGAGUGUGAGGGAAAGGUUGAGGCAAAGCAAUGCUGAUAAUAAUACGACAGUGUCUGGUACAACUUUGUCUGAGAGUCGUGGGAGCGAGAAUCAUGCAAGUGUUGGAGAUGUGAGUGAGAGUGAGAAUGAGUAUGAGUAUGGAACAUGGUCGCAUGAUCAAGGUGUGUCACAGAGUGAUCGUGGGGAUAAUAAUGGGUCUAACAGGGAGCAAUCUCCUGAUCUUGGCGAGGUAGAGAGAGAAAGGGUGAGGCAGAUUGUUCGGGGGUGGAUGGAGAGUGGGAUUAGUGAACAUUCAUCCAAUGUUACCCAAAGGGCCGGCAAUCCUAGAGCUGAAUGGCUUGGCGAAACUGAGCGUGAGAGAGUUAGAAUUGUCCGGGAGUGGGUGCAAACGACUAGUCAGCAGCGAGAUGAAGGCCAACCAGAGCAUGUUCGGAGGGACUUGAGGAGGUUACGUGGAAGACAAGCUGUAAUCGACUUGCUUGUGAGGAUUGAAAGAGAAAGACAGAGGGAACUUCAGGGUUUGUUGGAGCACCGUGCUGUUUCUGAUUUUGCUCAUCGCAGCCGCAUUCAGACAUUACUCAGAGGUAGAUUCUUACGAAGCGAAAGACCUCUUGAACAGGAACGAUCAUCUACAAUUGCAGCAAGUGAAUUAAUUCAGUUAAGCGAACGAAACACCGUUUCUGGCUUGAGGGAAGGACUCCAUAACAGAUUAGCAACAAUUGUCCAUAACCAAUCUGACGACAAUUCUGAAACCACAUCUAGCAAUGUUAUCAAUGAUUCUAGAAAUGAACUUCCCCAAACAAACAUGUCACCUGAUGUCCAAGGUGAAAACAAUGAGUUUGCACGAUUUAGGAGUUUGGAAAGUGGCAUUAUGGAGUUGCCUAAUCAAACAGGAGAUAUGGUUAGCAACAUGGCUCUUGAGAGCAUAAGUUGGCAAGAAAAUGCUAACCAAGGUGGGAAUUGGCGGGAGCCGGCUGCCAAUGAUGGAGGAGGAAACUUGCAACAACCAACAUAUCAUCAGUUCAAUCAAUGGAGAGAGGGUGAUACGGAAGUAAUGGAUACAAAUUGGCAAGGAAGUUCAGUUAGUGAGCAUCGCCAAGACAAUCCUGGAAAUGAAAACAGAGAAUUGAAUCAUCAAGAGGAAGCCCAGAGGGAUUGGCAUGUGGACCGCUCUCAAGAAGCUGUUGAUACUUGGUCAGAAGGGCCUUCUUAUCCUCGGAGAGCACGUCGCACAAUCCCAGUUAGGAGGUUAAAUAGAUUUCUCCCACCUGAAGAUGAUAAUCUGUAUGGUAUGGAACUUAGAGAACUUCUGAGCAGGAGGAGUGUCUCUAAUCUUCUUCGAAGUGGUUUCCGGGAAAGUCUAGACCAGUUAAUACAGUCUUAUGUGGAAAGACAGGGUCAUUCUCCCAUUGAUUGGGAUCUUCAUAGAAACUUGCCAACUCCGGCCUCCCCAGAGACUGAUCAAGAGCAGCAGAGGGGUGAAACAAUUGAUGAUCAGAAUGAUGCUAUUAACAGACCUUCACUGGUGCUACCUUCUCCUCCAGUGCCACCACCACAGCCACUGUGGCAUCAUGAUUUACUUCACACUAGAUGGUCUAGGCACAACAUACAUAGAUCAGAAAUUCAGGAAUGGGAGAUGAUUAAUGAUCUUAGAGCUGAUAUGGCAAAACUCCAGCAGGGCAUGAGCAACAUGCAGAGGAUGCUGGAAGCCUGCAUGGAUAUGCAGCUGGAGUUACAGCGAUCUGUCAGGCAGGAAGUCUCUGCUGCUCUGAAUCGUUCGGCUGGUGAAAAAGAAACAUCAGAGGAUGGGUCCAAUUGGGGUCAUGUGAAGAAAGGGACAUGCUGUGUCUGUUGUGAUAGCCAUAUCGAUUCACUAUUGUACAGAUGUGGACACAUGUGCACUUGUUCAAAAUGUGCGAAUGAGCUGGUUCGUGGUGGUGGAAAAUGCCCAUUGUGUCGAGCACCUAUCGUGGAGGUAAUCCGCGCAUACUCAAUACUGUAAAGAGAUGAAAGAAGAGAAUAAGAAUUAACAGAAAGACUGGUAUAUAUAUUAUAUAUAG